AUGGCGCCCUCCUUCGUUGGCAACACGGCCGAUGGACGAAGCGGCGACGUCGCUAUGAGCGGCUCCGUCGAUGGUGCUGCCGAUGGCGCCGCCACGAGCGUGGCAGCCUCUAUGACAGCCGAGACCACUGUCGACCCUCUGACGAUGCUUAGGAGCAUGCCCGAGGCUCCACAGGUCUGCCAAGUCUGCAUCGUCGGCGCCGGUCCCGCCGGCAUGAUGACGGCCGCCAAUCUCGCCCGUUUCGGUAUCAAAGUCCAGGUCAUCGACGACCGGGCAGACCCAACGCCCGUUGGAAGAGCAGAUGGCUUGCAGCCAAAGACGAUUGAGACCUUCCGGCAGAUGCGCCUGGCCGAUCCCCUUUUGCAGCGCGGUGUCCGUGUCUACGACAUCUGCUUCUGGCGCGGCACUCCCGAAAAGGAGCUGCACCGUCUGGGCCGCGAAGUCCACUACCCGACCGUCAUCGACGUGCUCGACCCCUACAUCCUGCUCGUCCACCAGGGCAUGGUCGAAAACCUCUUUCUCGAGGACAUCAAGAAGCGCGGGCUCGACGUCCGCCGCAACACGGCUUUCGAGUCGUACAGCGCCUGUGACACCAAGACCGGUGCCGGCCCUCUGCAGAUCAACUGUCGCGCAAACGUGACCCAGGACCGUCGGACCAUCCUGGCCCAGUACCUGGUUGGCUGCGAUGGUGCCCAUUCGAAGGUACGUAGGAGUAUCCCGGAGGCCAAGCCGGUCGGCCUGUCACAGCCAGCUGUAUGGGGUGUGCUCGACGGCGAGCUCGACACGGACUUCCCCGACAUUUGGUCCAAGUCUCUGGUGUAUCAGCAAGACCUUGGUUCCAUCCUCAUCGUUCCUCGCGAGCGCAACAUGACGCGCUUCUACAUCGAGCUCAAGAGCGGACCUAAGAUCGACCGUCGCGAGCUCGGCCAGGAGUUUGUCAUGCAGCGUGCCCGCGAGAUCAUGGCGCCCUUCCGCAUCCGCUGGAACUACAUCGAGUGGUUCGGCCGCUACCAGAUCGGCCAGCGCAUCGCCAGCCGCUUCACCGACAGCCACAUGCGGGCCUUCCUUGCCGGCGACGCUAGCCACACCCACUCGCCCAAGUCGGCCCAGGGCAUGAACACGUCCAUGCACGACGGCUGGAACCUGGCAUGGAAGCUCAACUUUGCCAUCCGAGGCCUGGCCAAGCCCACCCUUCUGGAGAGCUACGAGCUGGAACGUCGCAAGAUCGCCCUAGACCUGGUCAACUUUGACUACGAACAUGCGAACCAGAUGGCGGCUGGCGACGCCGUCGCCAUGGCUGAGAACUUCAAGACGAACGUGCGCUUCAUCUCGGGCAUCGGCGCCGAGUACGGCGAGAACGCCAUCAAUAUGGUUGAGGGCACCUCGUGGGUCAUGGGCGGUGCCAAGCCUGGCUGCCUGUUGCCGCCGGCAAAGGUGACCCGCUACAUCGAUGCGAACCCGGUCGACAUCCAACUGGACAUUCCCAUGCUCGGCCAGUUCCGCAUCUAUCUGCUCAUGUGGGACGUGCAUCAGUCCCAGAUCUUCCUCGACACCUUCUGUGAUGCCAUGGCUGCCACACACUCGCUCAUGAACCGCCUCUCUGCUGCGGCCAAGAUCUCGUACGCCCUGCAGCCCCGUGGCCCGGCGCCCGAGGACAUCUACAUACGGCCAGAACGCUACACAAGUGUCAGCGACCUCUUUACCUUUUCGGUCAUCACCACGAUGCCAAAGAGCGAGAUUGAGAUCGCGGACCUGCCACCACUGUUGCAAGACAGCCGCUGGACGUUCUACCUGGAUGAUGUUCCAGGCCUCGACACACGCGGAGCACUGUGCACCAACAAGUGGCUGGGCAGUCUUGGACCGGGCGAGGUGGCGAUUGUGAACGUGCGGCCUGACGGUUAUGUCGGGUCCCUUGGCCGUUGGGACUCUAGCCUGGACGAGUCUGGCGUCGAAGCGGCUCAGUGGCUGGACAGAUACUACGACCGCUUCCUGCAGGUGCCAAGCUGA
Grosmannia clavigera kw1407 is the source of this 2007-nucleotide messenger RNA. Its product is annotated as pentachlorophenol 4-monooxygenase. The record is from RefSeq and is a predicted model, not a curated record. Gene Ontology annotation, molecular function: FAD binding. NCBI's taxonomy places the organism in Eukaryota, Fungi, Ascomycota, Sordariomycetes, Ophiostomatales, Ophiostomataceae. The transcript has 4 exons. The coding region runs from base 1 to 2007 and encodes 668 amino acids.